Acanthochromis polyacanthus (spiny chromis) is the source of this 3340-nucleotide messenger RNA. RefSeq lists its product as uncharacterized. The transcript has 4 exons. Gene Ontology annotation, molecular function: zinc ion binding; nucleic acid binding. The record is from RefSeq and is a predicted model, not a curated record. The coding region runs from base 1193 to 3340 and encodes 715 amino acids. Lineage: Eukaryota; Metazoa; Chordata; Actinopteri; Pomacentridae.
UUUCGGAUGUGUUGCGCCGAUGGGUGCCGAGGAUGGCGAGUCCUCGUUCUCUGAAUAGGCGGGUCGCAAGCCAGCAGUGUGACGAACAGGGCCGUCCGUCACGUAUGUUUGCACAUUGCACAUGACACUUUAUGCAUUCAGUUAGCGUGUUAAUGCACCCAACACUGUGAGAAGCUAAUUGGUAAAUAAUUUGUACACGAUUGUCGGUUUUAAAUAUUUUAUUAACCAAACAGUUUUAUUGAGGUUGGCCGUGGGUCCGGUCCGGUGGCGUCACCUUGGGUGAUGGCGGCGGCCGGGUCUGCGGAGGUGACAGCAUAAUUUAGAUUGGAAUGUACAAUAUUGUGAGAUAAUUUAAAUUGGUGGUUCUCUUAGUGUGGUGUGCAUGCGGUGAAUGUAUUGAGUGUCGUGGAGGUGUGUGUGUGAAUGAGUGGUCUGUGCAGUUAACCUACCGUUUCCUCUUGUGUCCAGGUGCGUCUGGCCAAAAGAGUCCCCAGGGAGCCAGACGCCCAAAAGACUGUUCCGGGCUGAACCAAGGGGAGGGAUACGGAAGGGGUGGCUGCAAUACUUUUAACUUUAUAUUGUGUUGUUGGUUUAAGUUUGGUGGGUUUAGUUGGGUUAGUUUGCAUUAGUUAUUUUUUUGUUUACUUUAUUCUGGGUUUUGGUUUAUGAUGGAGAGUUUUUAACUUAGGUGGUAACAGCUAAGGAUAAGGUGAUCUACCUCCAGAGUUUUAUUGGUUUAUUCCUGUUGAGCAGACCAGUAUUAGAGGAGGCUGUUCCCCUCAUUCAGAAAAAAACGGUUUGUCUGUCUGGUUGUUCUGCGUUCUGCUGCUGGAGAAGCCAUUGAUCCUACCCUCCAACGCACCUGCACUUUUUGCACUUGCACUUUUUGCACUUGCACUUUGAUAUUUUGUAUUUUUGCACAUUUGGAAAAUAAAGAAGGAAAAAAAAGAAAAGAAGUCGACCACUCAAAUGCUGCCUCCGCCUGCCUUUGUACCACUGUUCUUCCACCGCUCGAGCCGCUUGAUCACAUUUGGUGUCAGAAGUGCUGCCCUGCCACAGUGAGUACAUUUGGUGUCAGAAGUGCUGCCCUGCCACAGUGAGUACAUUUGGUGUCAGAAGUGCUGCCCUGCCACAGUGAGUACGUUUGGUGUCAGAAGUCCUGCCCUGCCAUAGUGAGUACAAGAGCAAGAAAAUGAGUCCUAAACGUAACAAGAAGAAGGUGGAGUCAGAUGACGGGGGCGCUGCAGGGUCUGACUCCGAUGCCGCUAAUGUUGGUCCUAAAGAAGGUGUGGAGGAAUUGUCAGCGCUGGUUAAGAUGUUAAUUGAAAACCAGAAUGCAAGAGACAAGAAAAUAGAGGAAGAAUUGUCUAAACAGGAGCAGUGUUGGCGAUUUAUGCAAGAGCAGUUCCAGAAACUCCAGCAGCAGCAGAAGCAGUCUGAGUCAUACGAGCAAAAUGUGCACGGACGAAAUAUAGCCGUUCAGCCUUUGAUUGAUGACGGUGAGGAAGCUAAAGAUGAAGGGCCCGACCCAGGCGGCUAUGGUGGCCAUGGUUAUAGGUCCCAUUGGGAGGCGAAACUGCCUGUGUUGACGGCCAAUGAUGAUAUUGAACACUUUUUAAUCACGUUUGAGAGGAUGGCCCAAGUCUGUCGGUGGCCAGAAGAGGAGUGGUCCGUCCGUCUGGUGCCGUUGUUGACAGGUAAAGCACGCAGCGCUUUUGUGCAAAUGGAUAUUCGUUACUCUGAUGACUAUGAGAAGGUGAAGGACGCUAUUCUUGCCAAGUAUGAAAUAACUGAUGAAACCUAUCGAAGACGUUUCAGAUCGCUGAAAAUCGAGCCAGACGAGACGCCGUGGGAGCUGUAUGUCCGGUUGAAGGACCUGCUGCAUCGAUGGCUCCACCCCGAGAAGGCCAAGAAGAGCGACAUGCUGGAGAAGCUCAUCCUGGAGCAGUUUCUCCGCAUGGUCAGUCCAGAGCUCGAGGUGUGGAUCCGCGAGCGGGCUCCACGUGACGCGGCGGAAGCAGCGCGGCUGGCAGAGGCGUUUCUGUCGGCGCGAAAGAGGACUAGAGUUGGGGACUUCGGACAGGAGCCUCGCUUCACCAAGCAGAGUAAGUCCUUUGGGGGUGAUAGGCGUGGUCUUGGUCCAGGGGGUUAUGUUGAUGAGCCAUCUCCACAGGUUGAGCCAGGUCCAGCUAAAAAGUGCUCAAACUUUAAGAUGCGAGGUCAGGAUUUGAGGUGUCAUAAUUGUAAUGGCUUAGGCCAUAUACAGCGGUUUUGUCCAGCGCAAAAGGUGAAACCCUCUUUACUGUGCGCAGUCCCACGUCCAGUUGUGUCACCAUCGGUAGAGGUGAAGGGGUGCACCACGCCUGUGUUAGUGAAUGGCCAGAAAGUUGAGGCUUUGUUGGACUCCGGUUGUUUUCAGUCUGUAGUCCUCUCCAGUUUGGUUUCAGGGGAGAGGUGGUCCAGAGAUAAAACACCACUUACCUGUAUUCAUGGAGAUGAGCAUUUGUACCCCACAGCUGAGGUUUAUUUGACAGUAGGAGGGCAAACUUACCUGUUGAAUGUAGCCUUAGCAGAAAACUUGCCUUAUGACGCCAUUCUUGGCAAUGAUGUUCCCACUUUAGUUGAUCUGAUGUCCCAGAGCACUGACUGGGACCAAUGGCUGCCAUAUCUCCUGUUCGCCUAUCGGGAGGUCCCCCAGUCAUCAACGGGUUUCUCCCCCUUUGAACUGCUUUAUGGACGCCAGGUUCGAGGGCCAUUGGACCUCCUGAAGGACUAUUGGGAGCGGACUGAGAACGAGGGAGACAACAUCAUAGCCUACGUCCUGAAAAUGAGGGAGCGGCUUGAGGCCAUGACGGCACUGGCGCAGGACAACCUCAAGGAGGCGCAGCAGUACCAGAAAGUGUGGUUUGACCAGAAAGCAAAAGAGAGAGUCUUCAGCCCAGGCCAAAAGUUUAAAGCAAUGCCAUUUGGUCUGCAGGGGGCUCCAGCAACCUUCCAGCGCCUGAUGGAUUACGUGUUGAGGGAUGUGACAGAUUUUGCUGCCGCCUAUCUGGACGAUGUGAUCGUGUACAGCAGUUGCUGGGAAGAACAUCUGUAUCACCUCCAGGAGGUCUUGAAGAGGAUCAGAGCAGCUGGACUGACCAUUAACCCCCGCAAAUGCUUUGUGGCCCACCGCGAAGUCCAGUAUCUGGGCUUCACAAUCGGCUUUGGGAAGAUAAAGCCACGGGUGGAGAAGAUGGAUGCCAUCCGCUCAUUUCCGGUCCCCACCACAAAAAGGCAGGUGCGUCUGGCCAAAAGAGUCCCCAGGGAGCCAGACGCCCAAAAGACUGUUCCGGGCUGA